Molecule: messenger RNA, 2117 nt
Organism: Carassius gibelio (silver crucian carp)
Lineage: Eukaryota; Metazoa; Chordata; Actinopteri; Cypriniformes; Cyprinidae
Product: peroxisomal leader peptide-processing protease
Exons: 4
Coding region: 333-1916 (527 amino acids)
Biological process (GO): regulation of fatty acid beta-oxidation; protein processing
Cellular component (GO): peroxisome
Molecular function (GO): serine-type endopeptidase activity
Source: RefSeq, a predicted model, not a curated record
CACCAAUUAGACCAAUACCAGGAAGUGCUGCAGAUGGAUCCAUAGAGGAUGGAUCACGUCGGCGUUAAGUUAAUAUAGAUAUUAUUAAAUUAUCUAGCCAGUCAGAUGUAUUCUUUGCAACCCUAACUAGUAGUUAUUGACAAACUGUGUUUGUUAGCAUGGUGUUCUUAUUAAUAAUUUGACCUCCAGGGCCGCGUUGACAUUUCUAUUUUGACCUCUUUGCAAGAUGCGAGAACUUCAUCUACUAUAAGCAUACAUUUUUUUUUUACCAUUUUAUUGAACCAAUUUUAUACUGUUAUAUAGACAGAUCUCUGUAUAUCUAACGUUUGAAAAUGAAGAAAGCGGAAGAUUCAUGUUGUGUUGUCACAGUGUCCGAGACGCCGCUUAACCUCACAUCUGGAUCUCCGAAUGAAGAACUGAGCUGUAGUGGAGCGUUUCUGAAUUACCAAUCUGGGAUUGUCGUCUGUAGUGGCAUUUUAUUUUCACGCUUUAUCAAUGACCGACAGUCCAUGAAGAAAGAUGCGAAAAUAUUGCAUUCUGAAAGUUUCACUAAAGAGAUAAAAGUGCAUGUAGAUUACAUUCACGUUUGCGCCAACCAGUCGUGUGUAACGGACAGACGCAAUACGAGCCGUCAAGAGGCUCACCUGUUAAUGAUGAUCAGUUGUGUGGAGUUUCAAGAUGCAUUUAACAAAAUCUUCAAGGGGGCUGAUAACUGGGGCUUUUAUAGUGGUACUUUGGAUGCAGAAGUUCUGGAAGACUUCAGAUUUUUAAGUUGGUUUGCACUUUUAAAAGUGCCCACUUCAUCCACAUGCGCCUGCAAGGAAACUAUUCCAUGGGUGAAGAGUGGCAGUCUUAAAAAGGGAUGUCAUGUCAUCGCAUGUGGGUCUCCAUUUGGUGGUCUCUGUCCAGACCUCUUCAUGAACACAAUUAGUAAAGGUAUAGUCAGUAAUCUGGCUGGAGGUGAGAAUGCUCUGAUCCUGACUGAUGCCCGCUGCUUGCCUGGCACCGAAGGAGGCGGUGUGUUUGUUAGCAAAGGAGGCAGAUCUUACCUUGUGGGUUUGAUCGUUUCACCACUGUGCUGGAAAUCAAGUGAGUGGAUUGGGCUGACACUUGUGUGCUCUGUUCACCUGAUUCUGAAAAACAUGCUACAGGCUGGUGCCAUCCAGGAGUCGCUGAUAGAAGAGUCAUCACAUUCACAGUUCAUCACUGGCUCUCUUCAAGCUCCAUUAACUGCAAACCGAUGUUCAGGAUCUGAAUUUUGCACUGGAGUUGCCCUGAUCGAGACCGGCCAGCUGUGGGGUUCUGGUGUGCUGCUAAACCAGAAUCUGGUUCUGACCUGCAGGCAUGUGGUGAAUGAAAAGUCUGUGCUUACAGUCAGAGUCAACUUUGGAGAAAGAUUUCAUACAGUAAGUGGUAAGGUGCUGUAUUCAUCAGUACCAUCAUCUCCCUAUGAUAUCGCUGUGGUAGAGCUUCAGGAGCCCCUCGCAAACUCAGUAAAUACACAGUUGACCACAUACUUUCACCCAGGUGAGGAUGUGCUUGUUGUGGGUUAUGGAGCUUUAGGGAGCAGCUGUGGCCCUUCGUUGACCUCAGGGAUCUUAUCCAGAGUUAUUACCCAUCAGUCACAGCCUGUGAUGCUGCAGACUACAUGUGCUGUGCAGUCUGGAGCCAGUGGUGGUGCUGUGGUUCGUUCUGCCACUGGGGAAUUGUUAGGUAUCGUGUCCAGUAACACAAGAGACUUUGCUGCAAAAGUGACGUAUCCUCAUCUGAACUUCAGCAUCCCAGUGACUGUUCUGGAGCCUCUGCUGAGACAUUUUGCUCAAACUGGAGAUGCUGCUGUGUUUAAGGCCUUAGACAGUGCAGAGGAUGAUGUCAAGAAGAUAUGGAGACUACAAAGCAUUCAGAGCAAGCUUUGAUCAUUCUCCAAAAGAAAACUGGAAAAUGAAUUCACAUGAAUUCCUGUGAUUGUUUCCAAAUAUACAAGAUGCAUUAGAAUGAAUAUAUAACUACUAAAAUGAAUCUUUGUGUAUUUUAAAGGUGCCGAAGAUGUGAAAAUGUUAUUGAAAAAUGAUAAUAUGAAAGCUCUGUACUGAUAAUAAAAUGGUGUAUAUUUCUGA